AUGAUGUUGUUUUGUUGGGCAAACAAGUGUUGCUGGAAAGAACCUCAGCAAUGAGAAAUGGUAAGACAUUACUGUGGUGGUGUCACUCCAUGCAUCAACCGUUCAUGGACCCUUUUCACUUGGAACUCCGAAAUAAGAUACCUUGUGAAUCAAGGUCAUGCCCACCACGCUCUUCUUCUCUUCCGCCACAUGAAGCGAUCUGCCCUCACACCCAACAACUCCACCUUUCCCUUCCUCUUAAAAGCAUGCGCCAAACUCUCCCAUCUCCUAAACUCCAAGAUCAUCCAUGCUCAGGUCCUCAAAUCCCGCUUUCAAUCCAACAUUUACGUGCAAACUGCAAUGGUUGAUAUGUAUGUCAAGUGUGGUCAGUUGGAAGAUGCACACAAUGUGUUUGUUGAAAUGCCCGUCAGGGACAUUGCUUCUUGGAAUGCAAUGCUGGUGGGUUUUGCUCAGUUUGGCUGUCUUGAUAGGCUGUCUUAUCUUCUACGUCAGAUGAGGCUUUCGGGGAUUCGUCCUGAUUCAGUCACUGUUUUGCUACUCAUUGACGUCAUUUUGCGUGUGAGAAGUCUGACUUUUCUGGGUGCAGUUCAUUCCUUUGGGAUUCGAAUUGGUAUUCGUGAUGAUCUUUCCGUGGCUAACACUUUGGUUGCUGGAUAUGCCAAGUGUGGUGACUUGGGCUCGGCAGAGACAGUGUUUGAUGAAAUUGACGCUGGUCAAAGGUCUGUUGUGUCCUGGAAUUCUAUGAUCGCAGCAUAUGCGAAAUUUGAAAAGUAUGUCAAGGCUGUUAAUUGUUACAAAGUGAUGCUAGAUGGUGCAUUUUCCCCAGACAUUAGCACAAUUCUCAAUUUGCUUUUGUCAUGCGUGCAACCUAUGGCACUGUUUCAUGGUUUGCUAGUACAUUCUCAUGGAGUUAAGUUGGGUUGUGAUUCUGAUGUAUGUGUGGUGAAUACUCUUCUUUGUAUGUAUUCCAAAGGCGGGGAUGUUCAAUCGGCAAGAUUUUUGUUUGAUUGCAUGUCUGACAAAACCUGUGUAUCAUGGACUGUUAUGAUUAGUGGGUACGCUGAGAAAGGAUUUAUGAGUGAGGCAUUGACCCUGUUUAAUGCAAUGGAAGCUUCUGGUGAGAAACCGGAUUUGGUUACUGUGCUUGCUUUGAUUUCAGGCUGUGGCCGGACGGGGGCGCUUGAACUCGGAAAAUGGGUUGACAAUUACUCUGUCAACAAAGGAUUAAAAGAUAAUGUUGUAGUGUGUAACGCACUAAUUGACAUGUAUGCCAAGUGUGGAUCUUUUAAUGAUGCUAAGGAGGUCUUUCAUGGCAUGGCUAACAGAACCGUCGUCUCCUGGACAACCAUGAUUAGUGCCUGUGCUUUGAAUGGAGAUGUUAUAGAUGCUUUGGACCUAUUUUUUAUGAUGUUAGAAAUGGGGAUGGAACCAAACCACAUAACAUUUCUUGCUGUUCUCCAAGCUUGUGCACAUGGAGGUUUACUAGAAAGCGGAUUGGAGUGCUUCAACAUGAUGACACAAAGGUAUGGCUUAAGCCCUGGUAUAGAACAUUAUUCUUGUAUGGUUGAUCUUCUUGGUCGUAAAGGACAUCUCACAGAAGCUUUAGAAAUGAUUAGAAGUAUGCCUUUUAAAGCUGAUGUUGGCAUAUGGAGUGCAUUGCUCUCUGCUUGCAAACUUCAUGAUAAGAUGGAGAUGGGUAAGUAUGUGUCUGAACAGCUAUUUGAAUUGGAGCCCCAAGUGGCAGUUCCAUAUGUGGAGAUGGCUAACAUAUAUGCAUCAGCCGAAAUGUGGGAUGGAGUUGCAGAUAUCAGAAGGAAGAUGAAAUAUCUUCGACUGAGGAAAUCUCCUGGGCAGAGUAUUAUUCAAGUGAAUAGGAAAUCUACUGUAUUUACAGUUGAGGAUAGGGAACACCCUGAAACCUUUUACAUAUAUGAUAUGCUAGAUGGCUUAGCUUCCCAUUCUAAGAAGGGACUGCUAGGUUAUGCAGAGGAGAUUGUUGAAGGUUGGGAAUGAAUGCAAAAAAUAUUAAUAAUAA
This is a messenger RNA of Vigna radiata var. radiata (mung bean), 2035 nucleotides long. Its product is annotated as pentatricopeptide repeat-containing protein At4g19191, mitochondrial. NCBI's taxonomy places the organism in Eukaryota, Viridiplantae, Streptophyta, Magnoliopsida, Fabales, Fabaceae. The coding region runs from base 58 to 2013 and encodes 651 amino acids. The record is from RefSeq and is a predicted model, not a curated record. Gene Ontology annotation, biological process: RNA modification. Gene Ontology annotation, molecular function: protein binding; RNA binding. The transcript has a single exon.